AUGCGCUGCCGCAAGGCGGCAGGUGGCAUGAACGAAUGCCGCCCAGAGCUACUGCUCUUCAGCCUAGCAGCAGCAGUUGCUCUGCUUCAGACUGCUUGGACGCAGCCGACACUCGAGACUGAGUAUAUAACGCCUGUGCCGCCUCCCAGUCACGAGCACAGGCACCAUUGCAAUGGCUUCAGCCAGCUGGAGCCGCUUAAGGGGGAGUGGGUAGAUCACCAUGACCCCAAUCACACGGGCAUGACUGCUGGCAAGCCCUGCCCCAGCUUCAUUGACGACUUUGACUGCCUGCACAACUACAAGACAGAUGCCUACUAUGAGGAGCUGGGCCGCAGGGAGUACAGGAAGGUGUUCAAGCCGCAUGACUGUUCUCUGCACCAGUUCAACCCGGAGCAUUUUGAGCAGUGUUUAACCGGGCGCCGGAUCAUUGUCAUCGGCGACUCAACCAUGCGUCAGAUGUUCCAGUCCCUUGCCUGCCUCAUGACCCCCCGCAUUGUGGACGGCUUCUUCGUAGACUGGGACAAGGCAAAUUUAACCCACACGUCAAUUCCCUUUGAGAAGGAGUACACAGUGCGCGAUGAGCCCCAAAUCAACAUCUUCAAGCAGAAUGUGGGCAACUUCUCCCUCACCAAUGGCGCCUCUGUCCACAUCAGGUCUUUUGGGAUUUUCAACAUUAGCCUGUGGGACGAUGUCUUCGCCGAGUUCUGGCCCCUCACGGACAAAGAUGUCAUCAUAGUCGAGUUUGGCGCAUGGUACCCGCGCUUCAACUCGUUCCAGAUGGCCAUUCCCUGGACUCGCUAUGUGAACGACGUCCAGGAGCUCUUCUCUCAGCGCCUCGUAAACUACCCUUCUUUGGUGCUCUGGCGCGCUUACGGGCCUACGCAUUUUGGCGGCCCCACCGGGACGUACACAGGCGCGCAUGCACCUCUUUAUAGCUAUCUCCUCUGCCCUGCGCUGUCAGAGCACCUGCCAGACCUGCCGGGGCAGAUGACAUGCGAGGCGGCAGCCUACGGCGAGUAUUACUACGACACGCACAUCAUGCGAUGGCUGCAGCAGUGCGGGGCGCCGUGCGCGCACGUCCACAUGCUGCCUGUGUUCCACCUGUCGCUGCCGCAGCACAACAGCCACCACGGGUCCUUUGGGCGGGGCACUGAGAACCGGCGCAUCGACUGCCGGCACUACUGCAGCAACGUCAUCGAUGUGUGGAACCAGGUGCUGUACAACAAGCUGUGCUUUGGGGAGUCAUCUGGCGCGGCGAUGGCCCCUGGUAAUUCCUGA
Messenger RNA from Coccomyxa subellipsoidea C-169, 1278 nucleotides. RefSeq lists its product as hypothetical. NCBI's taxonomy places the organism in Eukaryota, Viridiplantae, Chlorophyta, Trebouxiophyceae, Coccomyxaceae. The record is from RefSeq and is a predicted model, not a curated record. The coding region runs from base 1 to 1278 and encodes 425 amino acids. The transcript is spliced from 7 exons. Gene Ontology annotation, molecular function: O-acetyltransferase activity.